Gongylonema pulchrum is the source of this 552-nucleotide messenger RNA. The record is from the annotation of a GenBank genome assembly. Lineage: Eukaryota; Metazoa; Nematoda; Chromadorea; Rhabditida; Gongylonematidae.
AUGAUAAGACAGUACCUUAUUGAUUGGAGAGAUCUUCAUUUUUUCAUCGUUCGUUUCAUAAAAAUACGAAAGUCGAAAUUCAUUACAGUGUCGAGGUGUGCUCAUGUGAAUCACGAACAUCAUGCAACGCCACCAGUCACGCAGCUCAGCGAAUCCGAACUUAUGCUUCGUAACUCUGCUAGGCAAUUUGCAAAGAAUGUACUGAAACCAGCUGUGCGUGGGAUGGAUGAACGUAGUCAACUGGAUGAAAAUGUCCUCAAGGCUCUUUUCGCAAACGGUUUCAUGGGUGUCGAAGUGCCCGAGCAGUACGGUGGUCCUGGUGCAUCUUUGUUCGAUGUUGUCAUCAUUGUUGAGGAACUAGCUAAGGUCGGCUCAUUUUGUCUGAGUGAACCAUCAGCAGGCUCCGAUGCCUUUGCAAUGAAAACAGUGGCAAAGCGAGAAGGCGAUGAUUAUAUUAUUACGGGCAAUAAACUAUGGAUCUCAAGCGCCAAAGAAGCCAAAUUUUUCAUUGUUUGUUUUAUUUUGCACUUCCAAUUUUUGGAGUCAAAUUAA